GCCCCUCUGUGUACUCAUCGUUUCAUAAAACACAAAGUAAAAAAAAAAAAAAAACUUUCAGCUGACAUUUACAUUUGCAUUUCUCUCUCUCUCUUUAUAGUUUUGUUCAGUUCGUCCAUUUCUACUAUGGAUUCUUGCUCCCCUUUUGAUUCUAUUAUUUUCGAUUUGGAUGAUACUCUGUACUCGUCCAAGACUGGAAUUGGGCAAGCAUUGAAGAAGAACAUUGACGAUUAUCUGGUAGAGAAAUGUGGUUUUCCAGAGUCUAAAGCAUCAGCUUUGCGUGUUGAGCUUUUCAAAACUUACGGCAGCUCUCUCGCCGGUUUACGGGCUAUAGGCUAUGAUGUUGAUGCAGAUGAUUAUCACAGCUAUGUGCACGGAAGAUUGCCAUAUGAUUUGAUUAAACCGGAUGCUCAGUUACGAAGCAUCUUGUGUAGUAUUAAUCAAAGGAAAAUUGUUUUCACGAAUUCUGAUCGAAUUCAUGCGAUAAAGGCUUUGGAACGUCUUGGAAUUAAGGAUUGUUUUGAACAAAUUAUUUGUUUCGAGACGAUGAAUUUUAACCUCUCUAAGGCAACACGGCCAGAAGAGAUUCCGGUGAUAUUGAAGCCUUCAAUGAAGGCAAUGAAUAUAGCCAUCGAAGCUGCUCAGGUUGAUCCUUGUCGCACGCUCUUCCUUGAUGAUAAUGUUAAGAACAUAGCUGCUGGGAAAGCUGUGGGGCUCCGAACAGUUUUGGGGCGUAUCUAGCAUACUAAGUGGGUGUUCAAUUGACCCUCUAGCUUUCGACGCGGAGUAUAAAUUAUGCGUAAAAAAUUAUUAAAAUUUUAAUAAAUAGUAGAUAUGAAUUCAUAACUUUAAAAAUAUAAUGGUUCAAUACUAAAAAUCUUAAGAUUGAACCCAUAGAAUUUAAAUUUUAGAUCCGCCUCUGAUCUCGUGGAUAGUGAGAUUGAGAAGGUAAAAGAAAAACAGACUGAUUGAAAACUCUUACUUCUGAAAUUGAUAUAGAGUGAUAUUCAAUGACUGAUUUUGACCAAAGAGGUUCAUCUAUACAUGGAAAAAAUAUAUUUUUGACCUUGUAAAUAUCGUUUAAUUUCCCAACAGAACGGGAACAUUCGCCUUCCGCUCUUCUAGCUCUGCCCCUGGUGAUAUCUAACCGCGACUUAAUGCAGAUCGUAUUUGAUAUGAAAAAGAAAUCGGAAUUACAACUUAUUCACAUAAAUUAUACUUGUGUAUUACAUUCCAUGACGUAUGAGUUCAUUUGGACCCAAAACAGAAGGUGAUGUUCCUCUGUUUUUAAGAACGAUCUGGCCGUCUAACUCGAACUUGAUGAUUAAAUUUGCGAAAGUUCAACAAGUGCAAUGGUGCUAAGUAAGUUACAGAAACAUAACAAGAAUAAGGAACAAGAAAGAUAUUUCAGUUUGUGCUUAUCUCAAAUAGCAUGUGACCUUGGUGUCCUGCUUUUCAACAAACAAAGUUAGGUAUUGCUUUUUCUACAGCACGAUAAGUACAAAGAAUAUGACCCGACAGCCUUGUAGUACAACUUUGGCACGUCAACCUGAAACGUGGAUGAUUGAAUAUGCAAAAAAUUGUACGCGUUUAACUAAUGGUACUUUGGCAAGUACUAUGGAAGUUCGAUAUAUGACAAGAAUGUACAAGAUGGAUAUUUUUAGCUUGUGCUUAUCCCAAAUAACAUGUCAUGACAUUGACCUGUCCCCUGCUCGUUUGUAUCUUAUCUUCAUCGAUCAAAGUAUUUAUGGGUCAAAAGUUUUAACUGAGGAGUUACAAAGGAAACACUUAUCUAAUGUAUAUAUACCAAGAAACACGUAAAUAAAAUAAAAAACAAACUUAACAGA
Messenger RNA from Lycium ferocissimum, 1847 nucleotides. RefSeq lists its product as uncharacterized. The transcript has 8 exons. The record is from RefSeq and is a predicted model, not a curated record. Lineage: Eukaryota; Viridiplantae; Streptophyta; Magnoliopsida; Solanales; Solanaceae. Bases 127 to 741 code for a protein of 204 amino acids.